AUGUUGGAUAGACAUAAUCGUCAUGUCAAAGCUUUCAGGACGGUACGAGAUAAGUUUGGAAGUCUUGGGGAUACCAGUGGUUUACGGUUAAAACUAGAAUAUGAUAGAACAUCAGAUGGACGUACUACUAAUUUUCCAACUGCAAAAGAAGUUGCUGCGUUGGUACCUAAUGAUUUCGAUGUUGGAAUCGAAACACGAGAUAUAGUUAUUGAAAGUAGGUCCGGAAGAUUGAAGAGAAUCAGUGAAUUGCAUCCUGCUUAUUUGCCUUUACAAUAUCCAUUGUUGUUUCCAUAUGGUGAAGAUGGAUUUAGACUCGGUAUAGAUAUUGGAUAUGUAGAUAAGAAGGGGAGGAAACGUUUGAAGAUUACUAUGAGAGAGUUCUUUGCAUUUAGGGUUCAAGAGAGGUUUGGAGAAUCUUCAACAAUUGUAAUGUCCAGAAGAUUGUACCAGCAGUUUUUGGUUGACGCGUUCACGAUGAUCGAGACGAAUAGACUUCGCUUCAUAUCAAUGAAUCAACAGAAACUUUGA
This is a messenger RNA of Eutrema salsugineum, 528 nucleotides long. RefSeq lists its product as uncharacterized. The record is from RefSeq and is a predicted model, not a curated record. Lineage: Eukaryota; Viridiplantae; Streptophyta; Magnoliopsida; Brassicales; Brassicaceae. The transcript has a single exon. The coding region runs from base 1 to 528 and encodes 175 amino acids.